CGUGCGAUUUGCGAUCGCUAUAAAUCGAAUUAAAGUUUAAACAUCGGUUGAGUGCGAGACGUAACGAUCAACCGUUCUCCUUGUUCACCAAUGUGUUUGUCUCCUGUUGUUUGUAAAUCCGUAUUCCUUUUUAAUUUCUGGCUCGAGUCCGUCCGCGUCAAAACACACCGCGGUUUUUUAGAGUAACGACGCGCAAUGGAGAAACAGGAAAAGCCGCCAGGAAAGGAGCCAGGAAAGUUGCGACAGUUGCUCGUCACCGUGGUCGCAAAUUUGUCAGCGCUGUCUUACGGGACUAUAAUAGGAUGGCAAUCGCCGGCAGCUCCGCUACUGCAAAGCUCAUCGUCGCCCAUAGGAAGCGAGCCCAUGACGGACGAUCAAGUGUCCUGGAUAAACGGCAUCACAUGCCUGUUUGGCAUCUUCGUCGUCGCAUUGUUCGCGGUGAUACCCGAUAAGUUCAGCCGAAAGAGACUCGGUUGCGGAUUAGCUUUACCAUUGAUAAUUUCUUGGGUGCUGAUUAUCGUCGCAACCGAACACGCGUACAUCUACAUAUCGAGAGCUUUGGGCGGUAUCGGUGGCGCCGUUCUUUUCUUCAUUGUACCGACAUACGUGUCGGAAAUUUCGUGUGACAGCAUACGCGGUUUUCUGGCGAGUGUCUUGGCAUUUUUUUUAAAUUUCGGAAUAAUGCUGAUGUUCAUCCUGGGCGGCGUGACGUCCUUGCGUGACUCCGCCAUAAUCUGUCUGACGUUGCCCGUACUCUAUUUCGUCGCUCUCGCUUUCAUGCCGGAGUCACCGGUUUAUCUGGUGCGCCAAAAUCGUAUAGACGAAGCGGCGAGAUCCUUGAGAUGGCUAAGCGCCGGAGAUAAUAUAGUGGCAGAACGAAAACUGUCGCACUUACAGUUACAACUUAAGGAAGCCGCAUCCACGAAACCCGCCAACCUGUCGGAUCUGUUCAGAGACAGAGCAACGAUCAAAGGAUUGAUUAUCGUCUUGGGUUUAUACGUCGGUCAACAAUUAUGCGGUAUCUUUCCAAUGAUCAGCUAUUCGGAGAGUAUUUUUAAGAUAUCCGGCAGUUCGUUAUCGCCAAACACGUCGGCCAUAAUCGUGGCAGCCAUACAGCUCCUCGGUACGGUUGUGUCGUUGUUUUUAGUGGAGCGUGCGGGCAGACGACCUCUGAUUCUCAUAUCCUGCGCGGGAAUGUGUAUGUGCCACUUGACGAUCGGCGCGUUCUGCUACUUCCAGAAUCUCGAAUACGAAGUAUCCGGUUUCAGUUGGAUACCAGUGGUGGCAUUGUCCGUUUAUAUGUUGUUAUAUUCUUUGGGAAUGGGUGGCGGACCCGUUGUGAUAAUGUCCGAAAUAUUCAGCCGCGAUGUGACCACUCUGGGAAUAUCUGUAGGCCAGACUGUAAGCUGGACCGGCGCUUUCAUCAUGGGAAAAAUUUUCGCUGAUCUCGUUGCUUUGCUGGGCAUGGACGGUUGCUUCUUUCUUCUCGCUACUUUCUGCGCGUGCAUCUUUCUCUUCAUCUUCGUGUUGCUGCCGGAAACCAAAGGCCGGCUGCGCGAGGAUAUCGUGGACGAGCUCAAUGGCGUGCGCACAAAGACGAAGGACAAACAGAACAUCGAACACAUCAUUGGGACAGACGCGGUACACGCGGUACACGUGUAAGACUGUAACUUCUACCUAACACGUGUGUAUAAAAUCUGUAUUUGAAGAAAGUUUGUAGCAUAACAUUUACAAAUUCGAAUCUUUCUUACUCAAUUUAAACACACGUGCACUCUAGAUUCUUAUACACGUGUUGCCUUUUACGUAGUUUUAUAUAAAUUUAUAAUAAUUUAUAAAUUUAUAAAUUUCUACCAUGGAUUUUUCUAUACUGAAAAAAUAUUCUUGCAACAUUCUUUAAUUUAUUCAUUUAACAUUUUACGCAUAGCCCUUACUAUAUUUAUUUAAUAUUUAAAGUCUAAAAACACUUGUUUAAAUAUACUUGUUCACAUAUAUUAUGUACCGUCAGGUCUUCUGAUAUUAUCGCGAAGAUGAAGAGAUUAGUAUGUAAAUGAUCUCAUUUGUAUCUAAGUUGAGACUUAAAAAGAAACUCUGUCUCUUGUGAUGUACAGUCGUGGGCGUGAAUGUGUUUUUUCUACACGAAAUUGUCCUGAAUGUUUUCAUAUCAUGGGUGUGAACUUUGUGAAAAAAAUUUAUGUCUUUUCAAGAUGUGUUAUUGGUAUUCCGAUUAUUACUUCGUAAGAAUUCACUUUGUGAUAAGAAAAUGAGGAUAAGAAUAUUGAAUUAUUAUGUUAUCUUGCAGGUGUGCGUUUUAUAAAAAAAGUGUAAUUAAGACGUAUAUUCAUUAAUAACUUAUGAUACUGUGUUGGCAAUAUAUUAAAACCAUAUGUAGUCUCCAAAAAGCACAGAUAAAAGUUAUAUAUAUAUGAAAAAAGUAUAUAAAAAUUAUGAACAAAACAAUUAUAUAACAUCA
Messenger RNA from Pseudomyrmex gracilis, 2470 nucleotides. Its product is annotated as facilitated trehalose transporter Tret1-like. The coding region runs from base 196 to 1662 and encodes 488 amino acids. Gene Ontology annotation, molecular function: transmembrane transporter activity. The record is from RefSeq and is a predicted model, not a curated record. The transcript has 4 exons. Gene Ontology annotation, cellular component: membrane. Gene Ontology annotation, biological process: transmembrane transport. NCBI's taxonomy places the organism in Eukaryota, Metazoa, Arthropoda, Insecta, Hymenoptera, Formicidae.